Molecule: messenger RNA, 630 nt
Organism: Gloeophyllum trabeum ATCC 11539
Lineage: Eukaryota; Fungi; Basidiomycota; Agaricomycetes; Gloeophyllales; Gloeophyllaceae
Exons: 5
Coding region: 1-630 (209 amino acids)
Source: RefSeq, a predicted model, not a curated record
AUGACUGGCAGCGACGUACACCAUCAUGCUCACCAGGGGGACCACCGAUCAUCCUUCCACCUCCCUCCCAUCAUACCUACGCCUUCUUUGGUGGAGUCUGUAGCUGGUGGCGCCCACUAUUCUGGUGCAAAGUCGGAGCACCAUGACGGGCAUUUUGUUCGCAGGAGGAGUAGCAGCAGACGGCGGUCGAGCGUUGUAAUGGAACUGAGUGAUAAGCGCAAACAAGUCCUGGAAGAUCUCAAGGAGUUGUUUUGCUGUAGACCUACCAAAGCGAUAUUCGACCGGAGCUGGAGAGAGGAUGCUGAUCCUCUGUGCCACUGUCGAGGGAGACAGGAAUGUGCAGCGCAGAGUAAACUGGCGCUCAAGUCCGAGAAUCUGUCUACUCGUGUUAUCUCUUCGACGGUGUCUCCCAACCGGGUAGUCUUCUCUCAGAAACAAGAAUACACCUUCCGGAUACUGGGCAAGAAGUCUAUGGUUGUAGUGGACCUAGACGAGGACGAGAGGAUUGUACGCUUGUCAGAUCAGUGGGACGGCGAAGAGCCGUCCGCUUCCUGGCUCGCACGUUCCUUCCGACGCCUCAAUGCAAAAAUGGCGAAGUGGACAGUAAAGAUCCCUAAAGUGCAGCGCUAA